Penicillium concentricum is the source of this 246-nucleotide messenger RNA. RefSeq lists its product as uncharacterized. The coding region runs from base 1 to 246 and encodes 81 amino acids. Lineage: Eukaryota; Fungi; Ascomycota; Eurotiomycetes; Eurotiales; Aspergillaceae. The record is from RefSeq and is a predicted model, not a curated record. The transcript is spliced from 2 exons.
AUGCCCGAAAUGGGGGCAAUCGUCCUUUCGCUUGUGCAGAAACUGCACAGACAAGAGAUCAAAGACCCUCUGAUCGAGCAUUUAGCCUAUCAGUCUGUGAUUGAUGCUGCUGGGGGCGAAAAGGAUUUUACCCAACUGGCAAUGAAUGCAAUCGACCCUCGUGUUUUCGCACUCCAGGGGAAAAUAAUCACAGUGAAAAUGCUAGAUAGUAUCGGUGUAUCACAGAUGCAAGAACUCGACCCUUAG